Molecule: messenger RNA, 1986 nt
Organism: Telopea speciosissima
Lineage: Eukaryota; Viridiplantae; Streptophyta; Magnoliopsida; Proteales; Proteaceae
Product: RNA polymerase sigma factor sigC
Exons: 7
Coding region: 189-1811 (540 amino acids)
Biological process (GO): regulation of DNA-templated transcription; DNA-templated transcription initiation
Molecular function (GO): DNA-binding transcription factor activity
Source: RefSeq, a predicted model, not a curated record
AACUGGGUGAGUGCGUUAUGCCGCAGAGGAGAUUCUAACCUUUUGGGAUGGGAAACUGGUGGUGGAGAUGGAGGGUGAGACUCUCAAUUUAUCCCUUUUAUGUUCUUCUACUACCAGAUGCUUCGUUCCUGCGUGAGCUUUUUUAUGUUUGGAUAUGAUUGCUUCGUUUCUCGGUUUAAGCAAAAGCGAUGGGGAUUGGUUUCAGGCUGGACUGGAAAUGGGCUUUUCCAGCUCAGUCUCCUCUGCUUACUAAUGGAUCAACCAGGCAACACUCUUAUUCUUUUGGGGGAAGGGAUCCUUCUUUUGAAUCAGCAAGUGUACCUGUACUAUAUGUCAUUCCUGAGGGUAGAGGGAUGGCGUACAAAGACCCUUUGAAGGCUUAUACUUGUUACUUCUCAAUGAAUGUUGGUAGCAAGACUCACAGUACUUUUUCUAAUACUAUUGAAAAUAUCAGCAUGCCAUUUCCAGAGUCUGCACCUUCAUACCUUGCAAGUUUAGAAGAGAGCAGUACAUCACGUUUUAGUUUAUUAAUGGAAAAUAUUGAGAAGAUAGAAGAGAUCUUUGUUAAUUCAAAGUUGGUGAGGCUGGAAAGAGAGAUUCUGGUGCUAUUAGAAAAGCUUGGAGCUCUAAAAGUAUUCCAUAUGUUUCUGUCCAGGACGAUUAAGACAUCAACCAUUCAUGACCUGCCUGAUGCACCUACAAAGCUUUCCAAAGAUCAUUUUGUGGGUGGAAAGUUUGAUGAUUUUGUGAGUAAUAUAAUUGUUCUCUCAAGAAAAAAGGAAGAGAGGAGUAGAGAUAAAUUGGCCUCUAAGAGUUCUGCACUAUCAUCAUCCUUAAAAACUGUUCACAAUGGUCCGCAACUGUCUUUUGUUCCCACUGCAAAACAUCCUCAAUACUCAAGAGGGAGAAGACUAUUAAUCACUAGGGAUGAAUCAGAAAUGGCAAGGAAUGUUAAGGAGUUAGUCAACUUGGAGAGAGUCAGAGCAAGUUUGGAAGGGGAAAUUGGGCAAGUUGUCAGCUAUAGUCGCUGGGCAGAAGCUGUGGGGCUUGAUGAAAAGGUGCUGCAGCAACGUUUACUUUUUGGUUGGUUUUGCAGAGAUAAGCUUAUAAGGAGUACUCACUCCUUAGUUUCCUACCUGGCUGGAAACUACCGAGGAAUGGGGGUGGCUUAUAAAGAUCUAAUUCAGGCAGGGAAUAUUGGUGUCCUUCAAGGUGCAGAAAGGUUUGACUAUGCGAGGGGAUAUAAAUUCUCAACCUAUGUUCAGUACUGGAUCAGGAAAUCGAUGUCAACACUGGUGUCACAGUAUUCUGUAGGAAUUCAAAUACCUACAUCAUUAAAGAGGCAAAUGAAUCAAAUAAAGAGAACUUGCAAAGCUCUUUACAGAAGCCAUGGAAGAUACCCAGACGAUGACGAAAUUGCAUCCAUUACUGGUCUAUCACUGACUAAAAUUAGCGUGGCCGGUAAAUGCCUAAGAGAUGUUGGUUCAAUCAAUAAGCAAGUGGCAGAUAGCCCGAAAUCUAACUUUACGGAAUUUACUUCAGAUACCUCAGUAAAGACUCCUGGAGAGAUUCUUAUGAGGCAGCACAUGAGGCAAGAUAUUCAUGAGCUUCUUCAAGGCUUGCAUCCCAGAGAAAAACAAGUUCUCAUGUUAAGAUAUGGAUUUUGGGAUGGUCAAUGCAAGUCACUUGAGGAGAUUGGGAGAGUUUUCCAUGUGACCAAGGAGUGGAUAAGGAAGAUAGAGAAAACAGCUUUGACAAAAUUAAGGAAGGAGGAAGUUCUGAAUAAUUUAAGCCAAUACUUGGAUUUGUAGCUUCAGCCCAAAUCAUGGGAGGUCCCACUUUCUUAAUCAGACAUUAACCAUGGAACUUUUCUAAUUCUCUAGGACUUCAUACUGAAGGAGGCUGGUUAAGUUGGAAAGAGCUACAAAAUUUUCCAUAUCAGAGGGAUUUUAGAGAAAUCCAAGAGUUCAAUUUGGUGAAUUUGAA